GUUCGUUCAUGGUACUUGUUCAAACAAGUUGCGAGUUUCAACCUUUUUAAGGUGACCUUACGGAACAUGUUUUGAUUCAUUGUUCCAUUUCCAACAACACAAUCAAUCUCUCUCUCUUGUUGUGUUACACAGAAAUUCCAAACUCACUUUAGAAUAGGAGAGAGAGAGUGACAGAGAAAAACCUUACUUACUUCCCUUAACUCUCUCUCUCUCUCUCUGAUACAGCAAAGCAUCAUGAUCUCCUCAACCAGAUGCAACUUCCUGGGUAACUCGGGAUUAGGUGGGUGUGGUAAUGUCUGUGGUGGACAGAGAAGAGGUUCUGGACCUUGGAGGGUGAGCUGUAUGUCACCAAGCAAUGACAGAAAUGGGAGCGUUGUUAUGGAGACACCUUUGAAAGAAAUUAAGAAUGAGCCAGUGGUGGAAGAUGUUGACAAUAACCCGAUCUCCGGUGGCGGUCCUCGCGAUGUUUACGGCGAGGAUAAGGCCACUGAGGAUCAUUCUGUUACUCCUUGGAGUGUUUCUGUUGCUAGUGGUUACACGUUGUUGCGAGAUCCGCACUUCAACAAAGGGUUGGCAUUCACUGAAAAAGAGAGGGAUGCUCACUACUUGCGCGGUCUUCUUCCCCCAACAACUAUUCCUCAAGAAACUCAGGUGAAGAAAAUGAUCCAGCACAUACGCCAAUAUCAAGUUCCGUUGCAGCGAUACACGGCAAUGAUGGAUCUUCAGGAAAGAAACGAACGUCUGUUUUACAAGCUUCUGAUUGAACACGUUGAAGAAUUACUUCCGAUUGUGUAUACUCCAACUGUUGGUGAGGCUUGCCAGAAAUACGGAGACAUUUUUAUGCGUCCACAGGGUCUUUAUAUAAGUUUGAACGAGAAAGGGAGGAUUCUUGAAGUGCUGAGAAAUUGGCCGGAGAAGAACAUUCAAGUCAUAGUCGUAACCGAUGGAGAACGGAUCUUAGGUCUUGGUGAUCUAGGUUGUCAGGGGAUGGGAAUACCGGUGGGAAAACUUUCUUUAUAUACGGCACUUGGAGGAGUUCGUCCUUCAGCUUGCCUGCCUAUAACGAUUGAUGUUGGGACAAACAAUGAGAAGCUGCUCAAUGAUGAAUUAUAUAUCGGGCUAAAGCGAAGACGAGCAACCGGGCAAGAAUAUUCUGAACUCAUACACGAGUUUAUGACUGCAGUCAAGCAAACUUACGGCGAAAAAGUCCUAAUUCAGUUUGAAGACUUUGCGAACCACAAUGCUUUUGAUUUGCUUGAAAAAUAUAGAUCAACACAUCUGGUUUUCAACGAUGAUAUUCAGGGAACUGCAUCAGUUGUUCUUGCUGGCUUAGUUGCAGCUUUGAAAUUGGUUGGUGGAAACUUAGCUGACCACAGAUUCUUAUUCCUCGGUGCUGGAGAGGCUGGCACCGGAAUCGCAGAACUCAUUGCUCUUGAAAUAUCUAAACAGACAAAUGGUCCGUUGGAGGAAAUUCGCAAGAAUAUUUGGUUGGUGGACUCGAAGGGAUUGAUUGUUAAAUCCCGAAAAGAAUCACUCCAACAUUUCAAGAAGCCGUGGGCUCAUGAACACGAACCUGUUACAAGCCUUCUCGAUGCUGUUAACCAAAUUAAGCCAACAGUGCUUAUCGGAACAUCGGGACAAGGAAAAACUUUUACCAAAGAGGUGGUUGAGGCGAUGGCUUCUCUUAAUGAGAAACCGAUUAUUCUGGCUCUUUCCAACCCAACAUCACAGUCAGAAUGUACUGCUGAAGAAGCUUACUUGUGGAGCAGGGGAAGUGCGAUAUUUGCAAGUGGGAGCCCAUUUCCGCCAUUUGAAUACAAGGGGAAAGUGUUUGUGCCUGGCCAGUCGAAUAAUGCGUACAUAUUCCCUGGGUUCGGCCUAGGUUUAAUAAUGUCCGGGACCAUUCGCGUGCACGACGAUCUUCUUCUCGCUGCAUCUGAGGCAUUGGCUGAACAAGUAACAGAAGAAAACUUUGAGAAGGGUCUGAUAUUUCCACCAUUCACAAACAUCAGAAAGAUUUCAGCUCACAUUGCUGCCAAAGUUGCUGCUAAGGCUUAUGAGCUUGGUUUGGCGACUCGACUUCCUCAGCCGAAAGAUUUGGAGAAGUUUGCAGAGAGUUGUAUGUACACUCCGGCUUACAGAACCUACCGGUGAAGUGACAAAAGACAAUAAUACCCCAUUUUCAUGAAAUUAUUUUACUGUCAAUUUUUUAUUUAUUUAUAUUUUAUUUUUCUGUUUUUGUUUUUAUAAGUAAUAAUUGAAUUGGGUGGGUUAGGAAGGAAAUUAGGAAGGUGUAGUUGUAGUUAAACUACUAAGGGUAGAUUGAAAGUUUAUGUUAAUGAUCUAUAUAUACAUAUUUUUUCUAGUUUCUGUGUGACAGUAUUUAAAAUUAGAAAUGGAACCAUUUUUAAAAAGUCA
Lathyrus oleraceus (garden pea) is the source of this 2418-nucleotide messenger RNA. RefSeq names its product NADP-dependent malic enzyme. Gene Ontology annotation, molecular function: malate dehydrogenase (decarboxylating) (NADP+) activity; NAD binding. The transcript has 18 exons. Gene Ontology annotation, biological process: pyruvate metabolic process; malate metabolic process. The record is from RefSeq and is a predicted model, not a curated record. Bases 235 to 2154 code for a protein of 639 amino acids. Gene Ontology annotation, cellular component: chloroplast. Lineage: Eukaryota; Viridiplantae; Streptophyta; Magnoliopsida; Fabales; Fabaceae.